AUGGACCUGUGGCAGUUUCUUGUGUGCCUGUCCCUAUGCACAGCCUUUGCCUUGAGCAAGCCCACAGAAAAGAAGGACUGGGUACACAAUGAGCCUCAGCUCAGUGACAAGGUUCACAAUUACACUCAGAGUUCUGAUUAUAACCAUGAUGCCUUCCUGUGUGCUAAAGAAGCAAAAACCAUUGAUCAGUUGACACCGGAAGACAGCAAAGAAAGACUUGGAAUGAUUGCAGAUAAAAUGGACAUGGAUAAAGAUGGGUUUGUGACAGAGGGGUAGCUGAAAUCCUGGAUUAAGCAUUCAACCCAGAAGAAAUACAUAUAUGACAAUGUUGAAAACCAAUGGCAGGAGUUUGAUAUGAAUCAAUAUAGCUUAAUCUCCUGGGAUGAGUCCAGAAACACGACUUAUGGCACUUACCUGGAUGAUCCAGACCCUGAUGAUGGAUUUAACUAUAAACAGAUGAUGGGUAGAGAUGAGCAGAGGUUUCAAAUGGCAGACAAGGAUGGAGAGCUUAUUGCCACAAAGGAGGAGUUCACAGCAUUCCUGUACACUGAGGAGUAUGACUACAUGAAAGACAUCAUGGUGCAGGAAACAAUGGAGUAUACAGAUAAGAAUGCCGACGGGUUCAUUGAUCUGGAAGAGUACAUUGGUGACAUGUACAGCCACGAUGGAAAUGCUGACGAGCCCAAAUGGAACAAAGAUGACAAGCUUACCAAGGAGAAGACUGUUGACAAGUAUGAUUUAUUCAUGGAUAGCCAGGACACUGAUUUUGGGGAGGCCUUAGUAUGACAUGAUGAGUUCUCAGUUGCAGACAGAGGAGCCCACAUCUAUUCAAAAGACACCUACCUGGGGGGCGAGCGGAGGCACCACAGAUCCUGCUAUCCGCAGCGACUGCAGGCAGCAAGCGGCCCCGGCGGGCAGGCGGGCGACAAGCGCGCGCUGGCCGGAAAGCAGAGGCACCGGCGCCUCCUGCGCCGAGCCGCCGUCUCCAGCACCGACAGCGGCGGCGGCAGUGCUGCGCCUCCAGUGGUCCGCGGCGCCGCAGCCCCUCCUCUCCCACGGGCGGGGCCGGCGGAAGUGGGCUGGCCAGCCUCGCACGCGGUGACCCUGAAUGGCUCCAGCGCUCAGGGCCUUGGAGCUCAGCCGCUACGAGCACCGUGGGAGAGCUCAUUCAAAAGGGAGCGGCAGCUUGGCGGCCUCUCCCUGGGGCGCUGCAGAGCCCUUGAUGCCGUCAUCCGGGCUGGUCAGUAUGUGACUGUACGUACAUACUGCCCCCGGCCCCAGUGUCACUUGGGAGCAAAAACUUCCCAGGCCCAGAGAAACACUUGGAUUCUGUGA
This is a messenger RNA of Orycteropus afer afer, 1335 nucleotides long. The record is from RefSeq and is a predicted model, not a curated record. Lineage: Eukaryota; Metazoa; Chordata; Mammalia; Tubulidentata; Orycteropodidae.